Paramormyrops kingsleyae is the source of this 550-nucleotide messenger RNA. RefSeq names its product ribosomal protein S19 (gene rps19). Gene Ontology annotation, cellular component: cytosolic small ribosomal subunit; ribosome. Gene Ontology annotation, molecular function: structural constituent of ribosome; RNA binding. NCBI's taxonomy places the organism in Eukaryota, Metazoa, Chordata, Actinopteri, Osteoglossiformes, Mormyridae. The record is from RefSeq and is a predicted model, not a curated record. Gene Ontology annotation, biological process: translation; ribosomal small subunit assembly.
UCUCGCGAGAAUUAACACGAAGGGCCCUUUUGAAUACAGGCUGGAAACCCUGUAUCUCUCUUUCCUUUAGCUGUCCACGAGCAAGAUGCCUGGUGUCACAGUGAAAGACGUCAACCAGCAGGAGUUUGUCCGUGCGCUGUCAGCCUUCCUUAAAAAGUCUGGGAAGCUGAAGGUCCCAGAAUGGGUGGACACUGUGAAGCUGGCUAAGCACAAAGAGCUGGCCCCCUGUGAUGAGAACUGGUUCUACACCAGAGCUGCUUCCACGGCACGUCACUUGUAUCUGCGUGGUGGCGUUGGUGUUGGCUCCAUGACCAAGAUCUACGGUGGCCGUCAGAGGAAUGGUGUCUGCCCCGCACACUUCAGCCGCGGCUCCAAGAACGUCGCUCGUAAGGUGCUACAGUCCCUUGAGGGGCUGAAGAUGGUGGAGAAGGACCCAAAUGGUGGCCGUAGACUGACUCCCCAGGGCCAGAGAGACCUGGAUAGGAUUGCUGGUCAGGUUGCAGCUGCAAACAAGAAAUCUUGAAUGAUAUAAUAAAUAAUUUGAAACCAA